Molecule: messenger RNA, 870 nt
Organism: Alligator sinensis (Chinese alligator)
Lineage: Eukaryota; Metazoa; Chordata; Crocodylia; Alligatoridae
Product: C-type lectin domain family 7 member A-like
Exons: 7
Coding region: 1-870 (289 amino acids)
Biological process (GO): cellular response to molecule of fungal origin
Molecular function (GO): (1->3)-beta-D-glucan binding
Source: RefSeq, a predicted model, not a curated record
AUGAGUGAGCAUGCGGUAACCUACUUGGAUGUGAAAUUUGAUCGGUCUAAAAGGAAGAAACCUGGAAAGAAAGCGAUACAGGAUGAUAUGACAACUUAUUCUGAGCUGAAGUUUCAGAACCUGCCUGAGCAGGAGAGAAGCACGAGAGCUCAGGAGACAGAGGGCAGAGGGACUGGAGACAGCCCAAGCCCUCGGAGGAGAAAUAAAGAUCCUUCAGCUACACCUCUUCGAUGGCAGCUUGCCACCCUUGUUCUUGGGAUUCUCUGCCUGAUUUUAUUGACAGCAACAGCAGUUUUGGGGUACAAUGUGUGUCAGCCGGGCACAGAGCAGGAAAGCCCUGUGAAGGAAGGGGAGCAGCGCACCUCUCAGCCAACAUCCUACCAAAAACCCAGCCUGCAGGGAACAUCAAUAAUGCAGCCCCAGGACACAGGGGAGAAGUGUGCAGCACUCUGGACAGCCAAGCAGGACAAGUCCUACCUGUUUGCUCCUCAAAGAGGAACUUGGGAGCAAUGUAAUUCAUCCUGCGCUUCUCAAUCUGCUGAGCUGCUCAAGAUAGAGAGUAAAAAAGAGUUGAGUUUCUUAACCACAAGGUCUUUUGAAUAUGCUGAAGAUCGUGGAAGCAGCCUAUACUACUACCCAUUCUGGAUUGGAUUGUUGUUUGACUCAAGAAAGGCAAAGUGGGUCUGGGCGGAUGAUUCAGCUCUUUCCUCUGGCCUGUUUGUGCUCUCAGUUCCCAGUCCUCAGAAUUAUCCAGGUGGAGCUUGUGCAUAUUUGCAAGGUGAUAAAGUGAAACCUGGAGGCUGUGGAGAAAAUCAAUUCUGCAUUUGUAAGAAGAAGAAGGAGGCACAAAUUAAAAAUAAAGUUGAUUAA